AAGUUCCCAUAAGAAAUCUCCUCAAAGGGAACCAAAGGAGUGGGAGGCUUAGGCCAGCUGAAGUGUCUUCUGAAUCAAGUUUGGAACGUGAGGUACUGUAUGGCUUUUUUGAGGAAGACAAAGAGGUGGAAUAUUUCAAGAAAUCCAUUGAUUCCAGAUCUAUUGAUAAAUUGAUUGUUGCAGUAAGAGACACCCUUAAGAUCCUGAAAGAGAGAGCAGAAAUAAAGAUUCAGACAUCCAAAAGCAAUAAAACGUAUUUUUCCCUUCGUACUACUAUUAAGGAGCUCAUCCUUAAUGAGUGGUCAAUACCAGAAAAGAGGUUAUCUCUUAAGGGAAAAUUGCCUAGAGUAUGUCUCUUCGAUUCUAAAGAAAGUAGGAAUUGA
Messenger RNA from Pelobates cultripes (western spadefoot toad), 383 nucleotides. The record is from the annotation of a GenBank genome assembly. Lineage: Eukaryota; Metazoa; Chordata; Amphibia; Anura; Pelobatidae.